AUGUACGGAAUGUUUGAGGAAAAGAAUCCACUAACCAACGAAUCAUAUCGAUCCUUAUUCGUUAAUAAUUUUAACAUAGGAUUUGAAUAUCCAAGAAGUGGUACAUGCAGUAUUUGUGAUGAAUAUUUGGCUAAGACAAAGGCUCUCAAAUUAAUUCUGACGAAUGCUAUUGAGCCAGAAAAAGAUAUGAUUGGAAAAGAAAUAAGAAAGUUAGAAAUUGACAAUAAGUUACAUAAAAUAAUGGCUAAUGUUAUCUAUCGACGAAAAAGAGAAACUAGGAUCAAAUGUCAAUCACCCCCUGUAACAGAAGCUAUUGCAAUGGACUUUCAAAAAAAUUAA
Messenger RNA from Parnassius apollo (apollo), 339 nucleotides. NCBI's taxonomy places the organism in Eukaryota, Metazoa, Arthropoda, Insecta, Lepidoptera, Papilionidae. The record is from the annotation of a GenBank genome assembly.